Molecule: messenger RNA, 927 nt
Organism: Bicyclus anynana (squinting bush brown)
Lineage: Eukaryota; Metazoa; Arthropoda; Insecta; Lepidoptera; Nymphalidae
Gene: FRG1
Product: protein FRG1 homolog
Exons: 4
Coding region: 106-876 (256 amino acids)
Cellular component (GO): nucleolus; catalytic step 2 spliceosome; striated muscle dense body
Molecular function (GO): actin filament binding
Source: RefSeq, a predicted model, not a curated record
UAAAUUUAAUUAGAGAAAAAAAAUCUGUUGUUUGUUUUGUUGUUCGUAUUCAAAGGAUAAUUUAUUUUUAUUCUAUUUAUAAAUAAGUUUGAUAACAUUAUAAGAAUGGGUGAUGAGUAUGCAGCUGUAAAACGUGGUAAACUAAUACUCAAAGGCGAUAAACCUAAGAAUAAAAAGCGAAAGCAUAAGAAGAAAGAAAAUACCGAAGAUGAUAAAGUAGACGAGGACUGUAUAAAACACGGCGGUUGGUGGAGAGUUGAGAAAAUUGAGGAUAUAUCUGGUUCAAUAGCAAUUGAGUUUGGACGAAACGCGUUUAUUUUAGCUCUAGAUAAUGGUUUAUUCACCAUUGGAGCCCCACACGGCGAUGGUGAGGGUCCCUCCCCUGAGGAGAUAUUCACAGCAUUCCCUGCUGGUGAAAAUAAGUUUGCACUCAAGUCUGGGUAUGGAAAGUACUUAGGUGUGUCCAAGGAUGGUGUGGUAACUGGACGGUCAGAUGCUGUGGGUCCCAUGGAACAGUGGGAACCUGUGUGGCAAGAUGGCAAAACGGCAAUACUGAGUUCGCUCAACAAGUUCAUGUCAGUGAAUGAAGAUGACUCAGUAGUUGUCCACAGCAUCUCAGCGGGGGAAUCAGAAGUGUGCCAAAUCCGCAGCAACAAGAGUCGGGAGAUCAGUCGCACUGUUGUGGCUGAAGAGGAAGGGGAUUUGAAUGAAGUUGAGGUCAAUUAUGUAAAAAAGUUCCAGAAAUUCCAGGAUAAGAAGUUACGUGUGAAUGAUGGUGGUGCCAUAGAACUUAAGCGCGCCAAGAUGGAGGGAAACCUACAUGAAACUCUUUUAGAUAGAAGGAGUAAAAUGAAAGCAGACAGAUAUUGUAAAUAAGUGUAUGUUUAAGAUUUUAAGAUUAAAUAUCAAUAUACAACAUAAUCAUUA